ACCAGUUUUUUCCCUUUCCUCUUACAUCACCCCGAGCCAGUGAAGCCUGGGGGUGUGCUCGUCAUCAUCGGCCCUGCUGCAGGAACAGAAACAGAAAGCAGGACAGCACCAAAGGAGGGUUCACGGGGAGAGGAGAAGAGGAGAAGCCAUGUACAAGAAAAAGCUGAGAGGGAGAGCUACUGAAAACAAAGUUGUAACCAGUCAUUCCUUGAAGUUUCUCUUCUGUUUCAGCAUGUAUAUAUCUAAGAAGGCGUUAAAGAAUCAUUUUGACCCCCGUAAUACUCCACGGGACACAUACCUACUGUGCAAACUGCAGUGGGGUGAGACCGGCACGCCUUGGAUACACUGGGUCAGAAAUGAUCAUUACCAUGCUGAAGUCUACUUCCUGGAGAAGGUCUUUAAGAUGAAAAGAUCCAAUAAUUAUGUCAACUGUUCCAUCACCUGGUACUUGUCCUGGAGCCCCUGUGCAGACUGCUGCCAUGAAAUACUGAAAUUCUUAAAGAAGCAUUCAAACGUGAACAUAGACAUAUAUGUAGCACGGGUUUAUUACGCAGACGAUGAAGAUAGCCGCCAAGGUCUGAAGAACCUUGUGAGCUUGGCCGAAGUAACCAUUGCUGUCAUGGAAAUGCAAGACUAUACUGACUGUUGGAAAAACUUUAUCCAAGGAGGUACUGAUGGUGGUUUCUGGACCGAGGGCUUUCAAUCGGCAGUAAAAAAGAAUCGUUUGAAGCUCAAGAACAUGUUUGAGGAUCUUCCAUUAAUAGAAUAUCUCAGCUUGGAAGGCACCCAUAAGGAUCAUUGAGUCCAACUCCCUGCUCCUCGCAGACUACCUAAAACUAAACCAUAUGACUAAAAGCGUCGUCCAGAUGCUCCUUGAACUCUGACAGGCUUAGUGCCGUGACCGCUUCCCUGGGGAGGCUGUUCAGUGACUGACCACCCUCUCAGUGAAGAACUUCUUCCUUAUGUCCAAGCUGAACUUCCCCUGACGCAGCUUCAUUCCAUUUCCUCCUGUUGUACGAUUUGGUGUACUACUUACAUAGAACUUGUUUAGCAUAACUUGCUCAGCAUUAGUAGCUAAAUUUGCUGAAGCCUUAGGCCGCAAGCUGUGAACUUUCAGCUAGAUAUGUUGAACUUUUACCUAGUCAAGUAAAAGAAGGCUCUAGAGCUGGUUCAAGGCAGAAUAUAAGGAAGCUACAUUCAUUAACAGAAGCUGGAACCUUAGAGAUAAGAAAAUAAACGGCCCGCCUAGACACAAUGUAGGGACCCAAUGAAGAAUGGGAAGACCCCAGUCCCUAAUAUUACUACUGGUCCAAACUGUUGCAUGAGGGGUGGGGAAUUCAGAUUGUAAGGGUAUAAUUGCCCAGGGAUUUCUUUGUUCAAGGUCCCUCUUUGGAGGCACCCACCUCGAGCUGUAGCGCUAUUAAUAAAAAGUACUUUUGUAGAGGAA
Molecule: messenger RNA, 1447 nt
Organism: Aquila chrysaetos chrysaetos
Lineage: Eukaryota; Metazoa; Chordata; Aves; Accipitriformes; Accipitridae
Product: C->U-editing enzyme APOBEC-1-like
Exons: 4
Coding region: 149-802 (217 amino acids)
Biological process (GO): cytidine to uridine editing
Cellular component (GO): cytoplasm; nucleus
Molecular function (GO): cytidine deaminase activity; zinc ion binding; RNA binding
Source: RefSeq, a predicted model, not a curated record